GGCCAGCAGAGGAGAGAUCACCUCCCUCUGGUCAGUAGUGUGGUUCAAAUCUGCACAGAGGCAGAAAAACUCCAGUAGAAAGAGGGUUUUUUUCUAUAAAAGUGAGGACUUUAUAGAGUGGUUUAUAUGGUUUUUGUGGAUUUAAUUUUACAGACAGAUGCCAUUUGUACAUGCAUGUGUUUCACUUAUCCCUCAGAGGAAACACCUUCUCAACACAUGUGAGGAGUGUUUCUGGCUGGUCCUCCUCCAAAGGAUGGCAGGGAGUGGAUCAUAGAGGAAGGCUGCUCCCUCUGAAGCAGCUACAUCAGCUCCUCUGUCACACACACUGAGUGACCAACAUCCUCUCACUGCUCCUCCAUCCAAAUGAUGGGAUUGUAUCUACAUGUUGGCUGACACACCAGGUCAAAAUUGGAUCUAAACUCAUUCUUUUUCCGUUGGAAACUUUGUGUAAAUCACACAGACAGCUCCCAUCCAGGACCAAGGUGAGAGAGCUGGUGGAGCAUCUUGCAGGUCUGAAGGCCAUGGUGUCAUACCCUCCCUGAGUCCCUGUGAAGACACCAGACUUACGGUUGGUCCAGGUCUGUGGUUGGUGCUGGAGUUUAGUGUGAAACAGAAAGUCCUGAUGAAGAUUUGAAGCCUCAGUGAAGCAGGAUGGAGCCCAUUCAGAAAGACAUGGAGCUGCUCAGUAACAGCAUGGCCACCUACGCUCACAUCAAAGCCAAUCCGGAGAGCUUCGCCCUCUACUUCAUGAUGGGCGUGUGUUUCGGCCUCCUCAUGGCGCUGUGCCUCCUGGUGACCGCCAUCGCCUGCAGGACCCGCCGCCACAGCAGGCCUCCCCCUUCCCCAGAGAGGAGGCAACUGAAGGAGUCCAGCGCAGAGGAAGACGAGGAUGAGGAGGAUGAGGAGGGGGGCGUUGAUGAGGAAGAUGAGGAGGCAACGCAGAUCCCUAAAGUGACACUGGGGCCCCUGAGUGACGGCAGCAGUCAGUCUAACGGGACUCUGAGGAGUGUGAACGUGUUUGCAUCCGCAGAGGAGCUGGAGAAGGCGCGCCGCCUGGAGGAGAGGGAGCGAAUAGUCAGGGAGAUCUGGAGGAACGGACAACCGGACAUCCUGGUCACGGGGACGGGGACCAUUGGACGAGUGCAUUACCACUAACACACACUUUGACUGUGAUAUCCUCUCUGACUGCAGAAGGCAGAGGACACUUUUAGAUCUCUGUGGCGGGCCAUGUUCAAAAUUAAAAUAAGAGACUUUGUCAAAUGAAUGGGAUGGCGCACAUGAUAUUUGCCCUCCCCAGGGUCAUUAAUGGUGGAACAAUCCACUAAACUGACAGAAAAUGGAUAUCUUGUCCACAGAUUCAAACUUUUCAAUCUUAACUGAACUUCUAAUGUGAAACACAAAUGUAAAUAUUAACAAAACUCACUGAGACAGAACUGUUGCGCUCUGAAUAAGUGUAACAAUGUCAAGUUAAUUAAAAUACAAAAUUAAGACAACUAAAAAGGAAAAGAAAGGAAAUGCACUUACCCUUUCCGCCCCCCCCCCAUAAGAUUCGUACAAUCCCUAGUACAAGAUUAGAAAAUCAUAAAGUAAAAUAUGCACUCAUGUCAUUAAAAAUCCUAUAUAUUAUUUUAAAAUGCAGCUCUCUGUUAUGAAAUGUUAUUUCAUCUGUAUUAAUUAAGAAAUACCUGUAUAUUUGUAUGGCAACAAAAGAACGCUGGAAUAAAAUAACAAUUGAUUGAUAUAAUAAUGUGAUAUAAUGUUGAGCUGGGUUUCAUUGCAUGAGGUGAAUUACUUUAUUAUUUUGUAUAUUGUGUCUCUUUUUAUUCACGUUAAGUCUCAUUCUGUAAUUGCAUUUUCAAAAUGUUUGUUCUCCAUAUAUUUAGUUUAAUAUUUCCUGUGACAUCAACAGAUUUUGUUAGCAGCAUACUUGGCUUCAUCUGUAUUUGACCAUAUCUUUGCAAUGUGAAAAAUUAAAAGUUGCACCACUUUUUCAAUCAACAACAGCA
Messenger RNA from Eleginops maclovinus (Patagonian blennie), 2006 nucleotides. It is a transcript of the gene eva1bb, whose product is annotated as eva-1 homolog Bb (C. elegans). Lineage: Eukaryota; Metazoa; Chordata; Actinopteri; Perciformes; Eleginopidae. The transcript has 4 exons. The record is from RefSeq and is a predicted model, not a curated record. The coding region runs from base 652 to 1155 and encodes 167 amino acids.